AGAAAAUUAAAGAUAUGCAUAAUGAAAAAACAAGAUAUUUAUUUCAUGUAUGCUAUAUAUGUUGCCCUUUUUGCAAGAAAUAGAAGACUUCAGUCUUUCUCCUACUUCUUUCUAUCACAUAUCUAAUCCCAAGGAAGCAUGUUUAAAAAAUUACUUAUCAAUUAAAAUUCCAUAUUCUUACAGAAAUGACUGGGCUCAGGUACCUUUGAGUCCAAAUUUCUUCUGUCAUCCUUGAUAGCUGGAUGAUCUUGGACAAGUGUCUUAAUCUUUCCUAGCAUUCAUUUCCUCAUUCACAAAAUUAGAGUAAUAAGACAUUCCUAAUAGAUUUUCUGUGAGAAUUACAUGAAAUAACCUAUGUGAAAUGCCUAAAACAGAUCCCAACAUGUAGAAGCUCAGUAGAUGAAGUUAUUUAUUAUUAUUAAACAUUGUCAUGUUUUCCUGAAUGCUGACAAUUUGAAAUCCUUAACUUGUUCCUUAAAAUGAAUCUGGAAAGACCUUAAAGAGGCUAAUUUUCAGCCAUGAUCUAAAAAACAAACAAACAGAGCCCCAAUUGAACUUUAGAUUUUUUAAAAUAUUAUACCCAAGGCUCCAAAUUUUGUCCUUCUUAGGUGCACCAAGAUGACACAACAUCCUUUGUUAGUAGUGGAAAAUAAACAGCUUCAUAGGAAACAAGACUUUAUCACGCAAUAAUUUAUAGAUUUGUGUCCAAUUUUUUAUUAAAAAGAGAAAAAGCCCUUCUUGAGUCAGAAAUAUUUCUCAGAUCGUUAUAGAAUAACAAUCAGGACUCUCCACCUUUUAUUUUCACUGCUGGGUUGUAAAAGAGGACUCUCUACAAUGCCUACUCCAGAAGGAUAUUAUUCUACAAAUAAGGGCCCAGCGUGACAUUUAUGAGAAAGCCGGGGUCCUCCUGUGCAAAGCUGAUUGGUGAUCAGCAAAUGGGCUCCCGGGCGCUGCAAAUAAAGGCACUUUCUUCGCUGGGCUGAUCAGACGCAGGACAGAGGGUUGCCUCUGCCUGUGGACCUUGGGGAAAUGCGCAGCUCUUGUCCUGGCAGCAUCCGUCUGUGGCCAGCAAGGAGAAACCAGACUCUAACAAUGAAACCUCUUCGUCCCCAGUUCCCUGUCAUCUUGGUCAUCUACUGCUUCUGUAUGCUACAGAUUCCCUCCUCAGGAUUUCCCCAACCUUCAGCUGAUCCUCCAGAUGGCUUGGAUAUUGUGCAGCUUGAGCAACUGGCAUAUUGUCUGAGUCAGUGGGCAUCUAUUUCUCGCCAACCUAAGGAAAAAAAACUGUGUGAUAAUCAAGACAUAUACAAAAGGUUUUUGUUUCACUACUCCAGAACUCAGGAGGCAACACAUCCAGUUAAAAGUGAGUUCCCUCCAGUGCAUCCUCUUAUGCAUCUGGUUGCCAAGCUCGCCAACAGACGGAUGAAGAGAUUUCUGCAGCGAGUAUGUGCUUCUAUUUUUCCACCAUGGUUUUAUGCCACUCACAGUUCCCUGAAUCGUGGUGAAAGCGUGCUGUCACCUUGGGGCUCGCUGUCAUUCUCUCCUCAAAUUUCAAUCUCCACCUUGGCAGGGAGUGCUGAGCAGAACUGCUGAUCCUUUGACCUCCCUGGGCCUCAGUUUCCUCCACUGAAACCCCAUGAGGUGGCUUGAAGGGCCCGGGGAGAGACCCCAUGGCCCAGCCUGCUUCCAUCCCUCUCCUCUUCGGCUCCUUUCAUCCCGAAGUUGUGUCUCGGUUUUGUACUUUUUUCAGUUCCCCUGUCUCUUUCCCCUGACACGAAACUUGCCCUGGAGAUAUCUUCUGCUUCCCAUGGCCCUACCUGCCUGUUGUCCAUUUCUCAGAGCUUUCUUCUUUAGUUUUUAUUUUUUAAUUUAGAAAUUAAAUUUCUAAAUUAAUUUCUGAACCUGUUCAAUGGUAAUCAAAGUUUUGUUUCAUGGUAGCAAAAAUAAAUAAACAAAUAGCAAGAGAGAAAAUUUAUGUUGAACACCCUGCCCAGAUAGGGUGAUCGGCUCAUCCCAGUUUGUCCAGGACUUUCCUAGUUUUAGCUCUGAAAAUCCCAGGGCCCCGAGUGCCUGGAAAACUGGUUGGCCAUCCUGGGCACCAGCAGCAGUUUGUCUGACCCCCUGCUAACCGCAAGCCUCCAGGUCCAGUCUGAUUCCAUUCUUACACCAGGUUCACAGGCAAUGAACAAGCUCAAGAAGCCAAAAUGGCUAAUCCUUUAAAAGUGUGCUAAGCUUUGCAAUGUGCCCGUUUCAAAGUUGGCACUGUUAGGAAGAGCAAGCAAACUUAACGUACCUGGAUACAGAUGGUAACUCAGCCCAGCCAAGACGACAAGCUUGCCUUCCUGAGCAGGAGCUUGCUAGAGAAGAUCACAGCAGUGAUCCCACCAUUUGCCACGCUCUCCACCUCCUCUUUUGCGCCAGACUUCUGACUACCUUAGAAGGAAGCCAGGGACGCCAGGAUCACUGCAAGACCACUGCAAGGUCAUGAUGUGGUUCCUGUUGAAUUUACCCGUGCCUCAUUUCCUUGCAGGGUUCGGGGACUGCUGCAGUGGACUUCACCAAGAAGGUUGGAGAGCCUUGGAGACUGUAACCCCCAAAGAAAGCCCUACCUGAGAAGGGUGGGGAAGUCCUUGGAGCCAGUCACCCUGCAGCCCCUCCAGACCACUUCUGGGCAGAGCUAGUCUCAAAAGGACCCUGAGAAUCUUUUGUGGCUGAGCAAUUAAGUUCAGGUCUCCCUGGGGGCAGACAGGAACCAUGGGGCAAUGCCUCUGGCUGUUCAGAUUUCACUUCCAGCCCCACAGAUGAGUCUCCUGGAGCCAGCUGCUCCUGAGGUCUUGCUUUCUCUCGCUCAGGAGCCCACAUGCCAUUGUACAGACUCCAACAGAGGCACUGCCAAAGUACAAACCCCAAACACUGGGGGUUCUCAAACGUGGCCAUGCAUCAGAGUCAGCUGGCUAAAAUUCAGAUUGCCCCCAAAGAUUCAGUGGGUCUGGAUUGGGGCAAAGAGUUUGUGUUUCUUACAAGUUCCCAGAGGUUGCUGGUGCCACUGGUCUGGGACCACCCUUUUUUGAAAA
Chlorocebus sabaeus (green monkey) is the source of this 3074-nucleotide messenger RNA. NCBI's taxonomy places the organism in Eukaryota, Metazoa, Chordata, Mammalia, Primates, Cercopithecidae. The record is from RefSeq and is a predicted model, not a curated record.